ACGCGCUAUGAGCAAUUUGUAGAUGUUCAAUUUUCAGAAAUUGUAAGAGCUACUUUUCUUUAAUUAUUACAGUACUUAGAAUGGCAGCUGCUGAUGGAGAACAAAAAUCGGCUUUGGAAGUGGUUCAGGCUGUAGGAUCAGAUGAAACCUGCGUCACCUUUGUCUUGCAUGAGGAGGAUCACACCCUGGGAAACUCGCUGAGAUAUAUGAUUAUGAAAAACCCUGAUGUGGAGUUUUGUGGUUACAGUAUAACGCAUCCAUCAGAAAGCAAGAUCAAUUUCCGAAUACAGACGAGAGGUGGUAUUCCAGCAGUAGAUCCUUUCCGACAAGGGUUGAAUGACCUCACAGAUGUUUGUCAACACAUACUCAACACUUUUGAGGCAAGUGUGAAAGCAUAUAAGGAAGAAGAUGAGGCUGCCAUGGAAUAGAACCCUUAUCAACUCUGAAUAGAAUUCUGCAAGAUUGUAUAUAUAAUAUGCACUAUUUUUAUAUGCUUGUGCGCAUUUAAACUUGUUUUCCAUAUUUAUUUUGUAUUGUAUUGUCAUUGUCGGUUGUAGUGACCUGUGUUCUAUGAAGUACAUUUUUCAGUUUGUUUUGCAGAAGUCUGUACAAAUGACUCAAUACAGAUGUGCUGUCAGAACCAGUGAAA
Molecule: messenger RNA, 649 nt
Organism: Protopterus annectens (West African lungfish)
Lineage: Eukaryota; Metazoa; Chordata; Ceratodontiformes; Protopteridae
Gene: POLR1D
Product: DNA-directed RNA polymerases I and III subunit RPAC2-like
Exons: 5
Coding region: 81-428 (115 amino acids)
Biological process (GO): DNA-templated transcription
Cellular component (GO): RNA polymerase I complex; RNA polymerase III complex
Molecular function (GO): protein dimerization activity; DNA binding; DNA-directed RNA polymerase activity
Source: RefSeq, a predicted model, not a curated record